AACCACUUGACAUAAAAUGACUAAAAUGUAAGGACAAAGUGAGAGCUUUCUUGAUGCACUUCAAAUCGAAAUUAUUAAUCGGAUUGUCCGCGAAGAAACUGAGACUUCGAUAAAAACCUUUUCGCCUUAUACGUCAGUGUCAAGAAGUUCCUUAUAUUUAACGGAGUUACCGAUCAAUUAUUAUGCGCAUCAAAACAAAUAUAGAGAUAUCUUCUGGUAAUAUUCGAACAAUUCAAGUAGCUGUCUUGUGUUUAAUAUAACGGAUUGAUAUAAACGCUCUGCUGACUGAAUUCCUGUUGACCGUAUCAAACGGAUUUGACCACACACACAAUGUUCAAAGCGUGGUCUACAUUCUGGGCAAACAGAACGAGGUAUGUGUACUCAGUUAUAAGUCAUAAAGGAAGUUAUUUGCUAAACAGGCAUGCAAAGAACUCUCUGUUCACGAGGACUCUUGUGCCCUUUGCUAUUUCCGAAACAAAACUGAAUGAUUGGGUAAUUCAUAGUGAAUUCGCAGAUGACAAGAUGUGUUUUCUUUGCCAUACUAGACGUGAAAGGCGAUUAGCCAUUGGCAUAUAGCGGGGUUACACGGGAAGUCGUUGUAUUAAUAUUAAAGCAUAAUUAAAGCAUGCAUUGUUUAUUAUACUCGCUGCCGACGUGAUAUGCGUUGUAUACAUAUUAUAAACGUCAAUACGUAUUUAUAUAUAUUGAAGCAAUAUAUAAAGUUAUAUGCGUGAUUUAGUCAUGACUAUUUAGUUUAUUUCCUAUGCAAGAAACAAGGGCAAGGAGGACAAGGUUUAAAUGUCCCCGCCAGCGCUUGGCUCGUAACUUUUAACAGUCUUUUUUAAUGAUUUUAAUUUUUGUAAAAAAAUUUUUGUCAUUGUCAUUGACAACUGUGCGGAGUAUUUAGUGAGAAAUAUAACAUCUUUAGUAUACUUCAAAAAUCAUUGAAAGCUCUAUGGAGUAUAGUAAAGGUCAGUGUAUUGUAAAAUACAUUUCUUGAUUUUCAGUCACACACUAGUGCAUGGACCAUCGUGUCAAUUUAUGCUACCGAUUUGGGGUACAAAGAAUAGGAGAUUAUAUUGGUAUAAUACAUGAUAGCGGUUUAAUUUCUAUGUGUUUAAUUAAAACCUUUUCCAAGAAGUACUUAGCAGUAAUCAACUUAUUCAAAUCAAGUCAAGUAUUUUGAGAUUUUCACUAGUGUGUAAUGUGCGUCAUAAUCGGCGCGUGAUAGGCAUUACUAGACUUCUAUUAAUAUAGCUAAGCUGAACUACUUGAUGUGCUAACUGGACAAAUCUGACUCUAGAAUGAGUAGAAUCUGAUAUAAUAAUCUAGAGUAACAUGCUACAAAGUCUCGAGAUUGGUUUGACGAGAAUUGGCAGUCACGAGCAAUCACCACAUCUCUCAAAUCUAGCCUAGUCCCAGGCCUUCUCGCGUGGCUGGUUGGGCUCUGGAGAAGGCCUAGCAAAAUUCGUUAAUUAAUUAUGAACUUACCCAAACUUUCAGCACAUAUACGUUCUUCCAUUUACCAAAAUAUCUUCAUUCUUCAUCCAAAGCCAUGUACUAAUUAUCGGCAAAAACAUCGAUUUAAAUAUGUCAACUGGAAGGCCAAAAAUGCUUCCCAAGAAGGACAGUCUGGGAAUUUUGCUUAGCCUUCUCGCUUCCGCCUCUCGCCAGACUUCCCAAGCAAGCAAGCGUAACAAACUGAGCUUGCGCGCGCCAUGAUAAAUUGAAUGACGUCACAACUAUUACUGACGUCAUGUAACAUGAAGUGAAGUGGACACAACAGAAAAACAUUUGUAACAAAUGAGAAGUUUUCAAUCACAUGAUAAGUCCAACGUUGCCUUCAAGUUUAUCUUUACUGGUCUAGCAGCUCUAACACUUCUGUUUGUCAUCUGUGUCGUAUUUUCUGUCUGGUAUUUUGUAAGGUACGAAAUGACCACAGAUAAGAAUUUAAGAAAAGCGCAUCCAUUCUAACACACGUGUUUAUCUAAAUUCCACAUUAUUUAUGUAGCAGUCUACUACAGGGGCCGGUUAUCAACCAUGGUUGUUCAAAACUCGGUAACCGCGAAUCCUGGGUUAAAAUUAACCCAUUGUUCCGGUUUGUGAAUCUUUGUUUUAAAUCUUUGGAAAAUAAAACUAUAAAUGAUCUAGACAAGAUUUUUGGUGAACAUUCGAGCCGAAGGCCGGAUAGCGCUAUUCGCCGGAUGGCAAUUUUUUAAAGUUUUCUAAAAUUAUCUGCUGAUUCGUAUUGCCAAGGUUAAUCUUUAGUAUUUAAAAAUUACAGUUCCUUUGUCGUAAUUGUGAGGUCAUAUCCGUAACUUUAUUGCUUUUCAAGUUUUUUUUUGGUAACGGUUGAAAAAAUCCCGGUGGAUAGCGCUAUUUCCUGCCUUCGUACGCACAGCCCUUGCCUUGGCCUUGGCCUUGGACUGCAAUUCGUUGAAAUGAAUUUCUAAUUUUUUUAUAGAAAACGAAGAGAGGAAAAACUACGACAUUCCCAACACAUCGAAAACACGUUUUCGGAGCGUCUAGCAAGCAGAAGCGUAGCGGGAAAAAGCAGUUCCAAGAUCGAUGUUGGUUUCACUUCACAACAAACUUUGAAUCAGGAUCCCGAGGACGGCGAACGGCGACCGACGUUGUCAAGAUUUUUAAGAUUGUGGAAAGGUUUGAGAAAUUCGACACGAAAAGCUGCCAGUGACGAGCCAACGAGAAGCGUUGUGUUUACCAUACCAACGGAAGAUGUUUUUCCAAAAGGUUAGUCAGGGGGGGGGUAUAAGAGAAGGCAUGAAAUAGCGAGGGGCGGGGAGGGGGUUAACUAUAUAUAGUAAGACCCUUUCACAUUCUUGGUCCAUUGUCAUUGUUGGUCAAACCUGAUCUAACAUAAUCCAACAUCAAUCAACAUUCAGAUGAAACAUGAUAUUCAAACAUUUUAUAAUCUCGUCAAAACCUAAAACACGAUGCAUAUUUGGACCAUAUUUCACCUACUUUAUUUCACGAAUUUGUAUUUGGCAACUACACACGCACAAAUCUCACAUCCUGUAGCAAGUCUGCCAACAAGUUGUGUUCGCACUGCUUGUCCCAAGUUGUCAACAAGUAUGGAACAACUUGUUACAGGUUUGCAAACAAGUUGUUACAAGUCUGCAAACAAGUUGUCACAUAUCUGUUCACAAGCUGUCGACAAGUUGUGUUCGCACUGCUUGUUCCCAGUUGUUGUAACAAGUUUGUAACAAGCUGUUAACAACUUGUAACAAGCUUGAUGGCAUGGCAGAUUUGUUACAAGGUUGUUCUAACAAGUCUGAUACAGUCAUGACAUAACAAGAAUGUUGCAAUGUUGAAAACACAAGGUUGCAACAAUAUUGUUAUAUCAUGCAUGACUGUAUCGGACGUCUUGGAACAACCUUCCAACAAGUCUGAUAAUAUCAAUAAGGUUGUUACAAAACUGUUAACAAGUCGUUUCAUAUUUGUUGACAAUUUGGGACAAGCAGUGCGAACCGCACUUGUCGACGGCUUGUUGGCAGACUCGCUACAAGAUGUGAGAUUUUUACGCAUGAACUUGUCGACAGAUUUGUAACAACAUGUUUGCAGACCUGUAACAACUUGUGCGUUUUUACAUGUGCAGUCUUAGUAAUCAUUCUCUUAUCUGGUGCAAAUAUAUGAAGUCCGACUUUGCUUUCUUCGCUAGCUCACACAAGGCAACAGACAUACCGUCAAGAUGCUGUUACUCAGACGGAUGGUUUUAAGACUCAUUUGUGCGAGGUCCAUCGAAUUACUAAUGAUAUAACUGAAGACUGCAGUCAUCACGACUUGCAUCACCUAGAUGACGAGCUCGAUACCAUUUGUGAAAAUGAAGUGGAAACAUGUCAAGUGGAAGCUACAACUGAAAUUUCAAAUAACGAAAGUGAAAGUACAGAAACCAGCCCGGCGCUUGUGGGAGGGCAAACAAAUGCACCGGACAGGAAAACUAGCGACGAAAAAUACCUACAAGGCAAAGAGGAGGGGAAAUCGUUUUCAAAGGAAAGCGAUGUUGAUUCGGGGUGCGGCUCCUCAUGCCAUGAAAUGUACGCCACAGAACCUCAGAUAACGCAUGCGCAGUUAAACGUUUCAUCACUUGUUUAUUGUCAUGCGCAGAAGACGGAAGCAAAUGAAAAAGACAAGUUUUUGGAUAAGGUUUCAGGCACGCCGCAUGAAAGUAAAGAACUUGAAAAAUCAGGGUCCUCUUUAACAGGCAAAAUCCCUUGUGAAACGAAGGCACAACGUGUUCCGAAAGAGCAAUGGUCUGAGUUUCAGAAAUCAGAGGCGGCAGGUGAUUCUUUUGAAGAAUUAAUUAAACUGGCCAAAGAUGGCAUGAGCACUCUGGCACGCAAACGUGUCGAUGACGGGAGCAAAAGGAACAAGAUUUCAGAUUGCUUUCAAGCUACUAGACUAGUUGAUAAUAUAUGCAAAACUCGAGACGCUUCGACGAAUACUGAUGAAGCGCUUAGCAACGAGAAGAGCUUAGAUUUAAGGACUGAAUCUCAACUAUGUCUUGACGCACGCAAAGUUGACUCUGGGGUCAAAAGUGCAUCGUCUGCGUCUUUGUGCUUAGACGGUAGAAACAACAUUGGUGAAAUAUUGCAGUCUGAGGAAAACCAGUCUGAUCCAUCUACUGGUAAAACUUUGCUUUCUGCAACCACAGAAAAUCAUAUGCAACAAUCUAUUGAUAAAAUCUCGCACUGCGCAACUAUUGGAAACCAAUCUGACAUGCCCACGGGCAAAAUAGCACACAAUACAACAACAGACAAGCGACCUGACAAAUCUACUAGUUCAGCAGCGACAUGUCUAGUCGAAAUACCUAUAAUAGCUGUGGAUAACUCAUUAGAAACAGCAAGCGAAAAUCCCGAGCCUUGCUCCACAGAGGAUUCAUUAUGCCAUGACAUACAACUGGUAAAUAAGGACCAAUGUAAACAAGAAAGCUCACAGGAGGAAACGAACAAGAGUUGUUGUAAUAAUGGAGAAACAACACAUUCCAGCCAAAAGGCUGUAACAUUCGACAAACCACAUCACAUGCCUCUGCGAAUUCAGGAAAGCUUGUUGAACAACGGUCAGAUACCAGAGAAAAGUAGCAGACCAAAAAGUUUGGUGCUACCGUCAGCAAGCGAAAACAACAAAACUGGCAAAGCCGUGCACGGUUUGAAGGUACCGAGCCUCGAGACAUUGAAUCUACCAUCUCAAACUGCAGAUCAUACUGGGAGAAUUCGAUCGUUCUCCGCGACAAUUCGUAGAAAACUAUCAUUCCGCGAACGAAGCAGCCCAGACGAUACGGAUAUCGAAAAACAAGGCGAGGUCGAGCCCAAGAGCAGGAAACUCAAAGGCUUUCGCAGUUUUCGAGUUAAUAGGAAGAAAAAGACAAAAGCGUUAAAAUCUGAGGAAAUAAGUCAUUCUACUGGGCAUCUUUCAGAUUCUACGAACUAUUCGUCGACCAUUGAUAAAAUUUUCCAUGAAAAUACCGGAAGUGCUCUAUUCUCUGACGUGCCUUUUACUAUUCCUGAAAUUCCAGAACAAUAACAGGGUUAGUCGUAUAAAACAUUAAAAACAUAUUCUCUAAAACAUCGAACAGUGAAAACAUGUUAUUCUCAAAACAUUAAGUACAUAUAUCUUCAAAACAUACAUUACUGUGAAAAAACAACACUUUUGAAUGCAUUUUCAAUUUGCCACAUAGCCUCAUUUUAUGUGUACAUUUAUUUUUUCCUAACUUUUUUUGUACAUAAAUGAAGAAGCUUUAAAGGACGAAAUGUUACUUUUAUAAACACGUGUAAGUCAUUUGUUAAGUACGAUAUUUUCCCCCCAGAAUUAUACGCUGUAUUUUUGUAAAAAAGUGUAUUCUUGGAGUUUGCGUGUGUGUGAAAAAAUAUCAAAGUAUAUUAAUUAUGGGUAUAAAAAUAGUGGAUCUAACGGACAUUACCCAAGGACAAAUUGAUUAAAUUUUAUUUAUUUAUAUGAUAAAAAUUGGACGGUUCAUUAGCAAACGUUUGUCUUGUUUUGCUGAGCAGAGCAAACUGAAUACGUAAUUAGCCCAUUGUAAAAAUCUCACAGUUUGUCAACAAGAUGUGUUCGCAACAGGUUUGUAGCAAGCUUGUCAACAAGUUGCAACAAUGCUGUUAUUUUAUCAAGUUGCUACAAGGUUGUCACUCACAACUUGUAACAAGUCUGUUGAGGUCAACAACCUUGUCGGCUGUAGCAAGUUGUCAACAAGCCGUUGACAACUUGUCAACAAGCUAGGAACAAGCAGUGCGAACACAUCCUGUUGACAAGUUGUUGGAGCAGCAUUGCUACAAGUCUGCUGCAGGUUUGUUACAACUUGUUUUUACAUGUGUAGUUUGUAAUGUGACGCUUUGUGGCCCACCCACGAUAUACUCAAAUUUCACACAAAAUAACGCAUUCUAUUUCUUUAUUAUUGUUUGCGGUUAUAUAAAAUCUAUAUUAUGCUCUACAAACUAGGAUUAAGAAUUUAAACGAUUUACUAACUGAAAACAUUAACUCAGGACUACAACUUUAUACGUUUUACAUAUACACGCUGUACGUAUUAGACAAGUAUUAUUAUUGUGGGUUAGUACAUAUUAUUUGGUGUUAGUAUAUUGUAUAUAACGUAUGUGUACCACACAUGGUAUAGUGUGGUACAUUGGUCAUUAGCUAUGAUGAAAUCGUUAUCAUACAUUGGUUAGGCAGUGAUACAUAUACAACUGCUAUAUAUAUAUUCAAGUAGAAUUUCGAAAAUCAGAAAAUAUUUUCUUUGCCACCGUGAGCAAACAGGAAACAAAACCGUAGGAGCAAGGGAGGGGGGGUUGUUCAGUAGCAUAACUCUACAGGGUGUUAGGAGUAUAUAAUUUUCCGAUAAAGGAAGGACCCAAUAACCCCCUCCCCCCCCAAAAAAACCCACCCGUAUAGCUACACCCCUGUCAGCCACACCUUUCUACAUCAAGUGCUAUAUACGAAACCUGAACUAGCAUUGUUUUUGGUGAGUUAAAUAAAACGUCAAAUAUACCGUCAUGUCAACGAUCAUCUGAGGAUAAAAACACAACGAAAUUGACCACCAAAAAUCUUGGCUAAAAUCAUUUACUUCUCGUCUUUGACGAGUCUCGUCGUACUCCCGCGAAGAGAGUCAUGGCUACCGUAGGAUUCUCCACUCGAUACGGUAUCCGGGCUUUGUUUCUGUGGCAGAAAUAGAUCCAUCUCGGAGUUCUCGUUCGAGCCGUAGUAAGAAUCGUACAUAGGGUUGGAGAAAUCCACUUUACUGUCGCCAUCUUCAAAGAUGAGUUGACGAUUCACUUCGGCAUAGUCGUCUCUUGAAGGACCUUCUAGGAACAGCGAGUUGUACACGGGAUUCGCAAAGUUUACCU
This is a messenger RNA of Paramuricea clavata, 7373 nucleotides long. The record is from the annotation of a GenBank genome assembly. NCBI's taxonomy places the organism in Eukaryota, Metazoa, Cnidaria, Anthozoa, Malacalcyonacea, Plexauridae.